GCGUGUAUUCAAGCUAUCCUGAUACACGUGCAUCUGGAUUCGUGUUGCGCUCCAAACUGUAGACUCUGACUGGGGGAGUUUACGUUUGCUUCAAUGGUGUUAAAAGAUCCUAAUAAAUUUGGUGACAAGGAUGUUAACAAAAAGCAUCGUCCACGUGUCAGCGGUCGUAAAUCUCAGAAAAAAUCUUCACGGGAGUCAGCAGUAGCGAAUAAUCCUAAGGCAUUUGCUGUCCAACACACAACUAAAGCGUCGCGCCUAGUCCAGCGUACACUUGAUCACCAGACUAAAAGACAUCAUUUAUUACAGUCCAAAUAUGUUUCGGCUGUUUCCCCACCAUACAUAGUUGCAAUUGUCGGGCCUCCGAAAUCAGGCAAAAGCACACUUCUUCGUGGACUAUUAAGACACUUUGCACAUUUGUCACUUGGUGUCAUUAAAGGUCCAGUGACUGUAGUAGUCGUAUGUUAGAUGCUGCGAAGAUCGCUGAUGUCGUUUUGUUACUCGUCAAUGUCCGUGCAGGAUUAGAAAUGUAUCAUUUUGAAUUCAUUAAUAUGAUACAAGCUCAUGGAAUGCCGAGAGUUAUCCCUGUUUUAAAUCACUUAGAUACAUUUAAGGAUUCUAGCUCUUCUCGUGCACUUCGAAGAAAAAUUAAACAUCGCCUAUGGACCGAUCUUAACUCCAAAAUAUUUCUCCUCACACGUUUCCAAGCGAAAAAAUUUUCCUCUCAUAAACCUGAUGGACGGAAUGCAAGCGACGCUCCAGGUGAUUAUUUGCUAAACGAAGUCAGACGUUUGGCUCGGUUAAUAAUGGUCAAAACUCCUCGCCCUUCAGAUUGGCGUAGCUCUCAUCCUUACCUACUAAUUGAUCGAAUAGAAGAUGUAACGGACAGCAAAAUGUUGUCUAACAACAUAAAUACUGAUCGUUGUAUUAGUUUGUACGGGUGGGUUCGUGGUGCCCCCUUACCUCCAGCAUUAAUGUCUCCUGGGAUACACAUUGCAGGACUUGGUGAUUUUGCUUUAGUUGAAUGCACUCAACAACCUGAUCCCUGCCCAUUACCGGGUAUGUCCACUCAUUCUAACAGUACUGAUCCUGUGAAACCAACAAGACAUUUGUCUGAACGUGAUCGAAAAAUAUAUGCUCCAAUGUCAAGUCUCGGUGGUGUUCUUUUCGACCGGGACGCGACAUAUAUUGAUCUUGGAGGCAGUCACUAUCUAACUAAUCGUAAAUCUCAACAUGGAAGUAAUCAAACACCAAAUGUUAGUCAGUCUAUGUUAGAUGAAUUACAUGCAACUUUCAAUGAAACUGGUGGGUUGGAUGAGCGAUUAGAUAAGACACAUAAGGUUCGUAUGGUCAGUAAUGCACCGUUUCUAUCUGAAAAAGAAGAAGUGGAUAAUCAUGAUGGUUCUCAUAAUCUCGACAGUUUGAUGAAUGAUGUUACAAUGGAAGAACUAAAUGAUGUGAACUCUGACAAGUGUACUGAUGAGAUACGUGUAUUUUCAGAAGAGCCUAUUGCAGGAUUUCUUGUCCCGGCUGGAUUUCAGGAAAAUGGAAACGUGCAGAAGAAGAACCAAGAUCCAUCAGUGUUGAAGAGUGCACAUAUGCAAGUAAAACAAAUUUUAGAUGAUAUUGAAUGGAAAUCUACAACUGCAUCAUUAGUCAAUUGGAACCGUAUUGUUUAUGGUAUAAAUAAUAAUACAAAUGAAAUUCCCUCUAAAAAUUCUAAUCAACCAAUCAUUGGAGAUCAUGAUUUUACUCUUUGUUCAAUUCAUAAAUCAACUGUAUUAUCAUGGGAGGAUUCAUCAUCUCAUGAUUUAAUUCGUAAUCUAUUUACCACUGGUCAAUGGGGUGAAAAUGAAGAUGCUCAAACAUUAUUAGAAAAAGAUGCUAAAGCACGUGAAGAAUUAAAAAUGAAUGAGGCUAAAAAAUAUGCUGUCGCAUCUGGUAGUCAUGUACAGCAUACUUACGAUGGAAAACAAUCAUUUUAUGAUAAUGAUUCAGAUGAUUUUGAUAGAGUAGAAAACAAUUCUGAUGACUAUGGUGAUGAUGACGAUGAUGAUGUUGAAGAUGGUGAAUCGAAUAAUGAUGAAGAUGGUUUUAAUCAUGAGUCAGAUGAUGAAAAUAUUUUUCAUGAUUCAAACUCUGAGGACGACAAUAAUACAAGUAACAAUAAAAGUAUUACAUCAAAAGACUUAACAAAUUUGGAGAGUGAAUACGAUAAGAAUUUACUACGGCCAACUAAACGGCAAAAAAUAUUAGAGAAAAGACAACGUCAUAAAGCUUUAUUUAACCAACUUUAUGAAGCAGCUGGUGGUGGUCCUGAAGCUACUGCAUUCUAUGAUAAACUUGUUGCUACACGUGAAGCACAACAAGCAUUAAAUCGAGAAGUUUUAAAAAGUUUACCUGAAGAAGCUGUUAAUCAAUUAGAAGGUUUUCCACCAGGAGUUUAUGUUCGAAUUGAAAUUAAAGGUGUUCCACAUCAAUUUCUGACACGAUUUGAUCCCUGUCAACCAUUAGUUGCUGGUGGCUUAUCCAGUGCUGAAGAAGCUUUUGGCUAUCUACAAAUUCGUUUUCGUACACAUCGUUGGCUUAAACGUGUUCUUCGUUCAAAUGAUCCAUUAACCGUAUCAAUUGGUUGGAGACGAUAUCAAACUGUUACAGUAUUUUCACAAGAAGAGCAUAAUUUACGUAAACGUUACCUAAAAUAUUCACUACCACAUGAACAUUGUCUAGCAACUAUAUAUGGUCCAUUAGUACCACCAAAAACUGGAGUUAUUGCUUUUGUGAAUUCUUCCUGGCAAUCAGUUGAUGAUCCAAAAAAUCCACAUUUACCAGCUUUUCGUGUCGCUGGUACUGGCAGUGUCAUUGAUACUAAUCAAUCAUUUCAAAUAAUGAAAAAAUUGAAACUAAUUGGUGAACCAUUCAAAAUUUUUUCAAAAACCGCAUUUAUUCGCGGUAUGUUUAAUAGUCCUUUAGAAGUGAGUAAAAUGAUUGGUUGUCGUAUACAAACUGCAUCGAAAAUACGAGGUUUAAUUAAAGCUGCAUUAACUAAUCCUUCAACAUCAAAACCUGGCGAUUUUCGUGCUACAUUUGAAGCACAAAUUAGGAAAGCUGAUAUAGUUUUCUUGAGAACAUUUUUUGCUGUUGAACUGCCAAAAUAUUAUAAUCCAGUUCUUAAUAGACUUUUACCUAUUGUUGGAGAAAAGGAUAAAAAUAUUACAGGUUGGCGAUUACUUCGUACAUUAGGUGAACUUAAGUGGGAAGCUGGUAUCAAAACAGAAUGUAAUCCAGAUUCACAGUAUAAACCUAUAAAUCGUCCAAUACAUGUUACAGCACCUUUACGUAUACCAACCAAAUUGGCUGCAGCGCUUCCAUUUGCAGAUAAACCUAAACCAUCACGUAAAGAAGCAUUAGCUAUGCUUGGUGGAGAUCCUGUAAAAGCUGCUUUAAAUGCUGAAUUACCUGCUCCAGUUAAAACUGCUGAUGAAAUGGAAUCUGAAUCAAGACAAGAGUUAAUAACGCGCCUACGUCAAUUACACUCAGAUUUUAUGCAACGUCAAAAACAGAAAAUGAUUAUUCGUGUAACAAAACAUAAGAAAAAAUUAGCUAAAGAAAAUGCCAUUAAAGUUGCUAAUGAACGUAAAAGACGAAAACAAUAUUUUGCUCGUAAAUCAUCUCGUGGUGGUAAACGAGCUCGUCGAUCAAAUGGUGAAGACUAAGCAACUACACUUCAAAGAUCAUUUCAUACCUUGUACAGAAUAUUAAUGAUAUUUCAAAUGUUUUGUUUUGUCUUCCUACUUUAUGAUUCGAAAUACUCGAUUUUCAGUCGUUAAGUGGUUAGUUCGAGACCUCAUCCCAUCUACUGCGGAUUAAAUUAAUGUGAAUAUGAUCAUUAGUCUUCAUACAAAAGCUUAGCUCAAAGUUCCAGACGCACGAAUCUACAGUAUUGCUUACCGUGCUCAACUGGGUUAUUAAUAACACGACGUGAGUAGGUGAAAUGUAUUUACUCAUCUGAGCACUGAACGCUGAUAGCAAGACUUCUUCGUUGUUGAGGUGGGAGCUUUUAAUACAACUGCGUAAUUAUUAAUAGUACGAAGGUCGAUUUAAUUCACCCCGAUAGACUGAACAGUACUUUGACUAUGAUACAGUCUGAUGUAUGUAAAAAUAGAGGUGACUAGUCUUUCUGGGAUGGGUUCCGUAUCUUGAGAUGAACCUAUGUAAUAAUUAGUAAGAAAUAAC
This is a messenger RNA of Schistosoma rodhaini, 4233 nucleotides long. NCBI's taxonomy places the organism in Eukaryota, Metazoa, Platyhelminthes, Trematoda, Strigeidida, Schistosomatidae. The record is from the annotation of a GenBank genome assembly.